AUGGGAAGAGUCAAACCUCAAACGAUUUCCGCCAAGUCCGCCGAAAUUAUUACAACUCGGUGGUUAGAGCCUUCUGAAUUGAAAGAUUUGGGUGUCGAUUAUACUAAGGGAAAAUAUUCGAAACAGGAAGACACACUUUUGAUCCAAGCUUUAGAAGAAUAUAAAAUUAAACAUGCUCUCAAUAAUCAAGAAAUUUAUCAAUUAAUUUAUGGAAAAAAUGGAAAAAAAGGAAAGCACAAAGAUUUUUGGAAGGAAAUCGGUUCUGUCUUACAAUCACGUCCAUUGAAAUCAUUGACCAGUCAUGUACAGAGAAUGCAACAUCCUUUUAGGAAUGCCGGAAAAUGGUCGCCAGAAGAUGAUGCACUUUUGAAAAGACUUUUCCAAGAACAUGGAUCUAAUUGGAAGAUCAUCGGCGAGCUAAUGGAACGAACAGGACUUGCAUGUCGUGAUCGAUACAGAGAUUUUGUUGAAAUCGAGUCCACGAUGACGAGAGGGAAAUGGAGUGAAACAGAAAUAAAAAAAUUAUGUGAUAUAGUUGAUGAAUUAAUUAAGAGUGGGCAAGCAACAGAGUCAAGCGUUCCAUGGAAUCAUGUAUCUGAAAAAAUGGGCUUUACAAGAUCUCAACAUCAAUGUCGUGAAAAAUGGCACAGAGAUCUAUUAAUGCGUUAUAAAAAAGAGGACCUCAAAGAAGCGCCAAAGUGGACCGAAAAAGACACAUGGACAUUAAUCAAAAAGAUGUGGGAAAUUGACGUGGAGGAUGAUGUUGAUAUUCCUUGGGAAGAUUUAGCAAAUGAUCCAAAUUGGGGACCAUGGGCACCGACAUAUUUGCGCAGAAUAUGGAAUGGAUGGCGAAGAUCGAAAGAAGAAUAUAUUAAUCUGCAUUUUGCAG
Molecule: messenger RNA, 889 nt
Organism: Ambispora leptoticha
Lineage: Eukaryota; Fungi; Glomeromycota; Glomeromycetes; Archaeosporales; Ambisporaceae
Source: the annotation of a GenBank genome assembly